Molecule: messenger RNA, 1368 nt
Organism: Funneliformis mosseae
Lineage: Eukaryota; Fungi; Glomeromycota; Glomeromycetes; Glomerales; Glomeraceae
Source: the annotation of a GenBank genome assembly
AUGAAAUCUCUCACUUGUUUAGAAUUACAGGUGACUUCUCAAUUAUUCAUUUCAUUGCCUUUUAAGGGUAACUCUGAGAAUAGCUCUGAUGUAACUCAACACAUUCAUGCAGGAUCUAAAUUAUUGAAGGAUAGACAGACUGAUAAAUUCCUGAUUUCUGACGAGCCCUCAAUUUUUCAGAAUAAUUCCUCUAUGCUUCUGCUGAAAGCGCUUGAUUGUGUUGUCUCAAGCCUGACAGAAGAUUCUGCAGAAACUGAAACCAAUAUAAGCAAUUCGCAAUUAUCAACUAAAUUGAGUAUUUGUAAGGCAGGAGAAGCUCAAGUAUUACCCAAGAAUACAAAAAUUUUCCAUGAUUAUAUAGUAGUCCAAGAUUUUAUACAAGAAGUGUCUUUAGAGUUGAUAGAUGAAAAUAAUGGUGAUCUCGAUAGCGCUUGGUCAAAUCAUUUUAUGAGAGUCAUACAAACUCAUGUUUCAGACAAGUUUGAAGAAAUAAAAAAGAAAGCAAGUAAUGGGAUAGCGCUCCUGAAUGGUCAACAUGCUGUUCAAGAGUAUUUGGUUAACGUACUGAGCUUUCCUAUUGCUCUGCUUAUAAUAUUUUUUUAUUACUCACACUUUACAAUUACUCACAUCCUUCCACCUUUACAUUUACAAAAGAUUAAAGCUAAAUGUCGAAACGGUAGAUUAAAAUUAUAUUGGAACGAAAUUAUAUGUGAAAAGGAGAAGAUCUCGGUUAAGAAAAUACAUCUUACUGACAGUCUCAAAUUACUAGGUGCCUCUGGAAAGAGAAAUAUUCAAGAGUUAUUAACUGAUAGGACUAUAUUACCAAUACAAGAUGAAGAUCCUCUAAAGAUAGAUAUUAUUAAUAUUUUUAAGUUAGGAAACGAUCCAGAAACUGAUGUUUCUGUGAAUGAAGAAGAAUCAGAAAUAAGUAACUUGAAUACAUCAGAUCACGAGAUAAUUGCAUCUGACAGAUACAAUAAUGAGAAUUUUCAUUUAGACUGGACCAUUCAUACUAAGAAAGGAACACUGACAGAUAAUUUAACAAAUAUACAACAACAUGAAAAAAGAGAGAAUGUGAAACUCUUAACGGGAAGAUUUAUCAAAGAAGAAUUGUUCAAAUUAAGGAAAAAAUUAAUAUAUGAGCACACUAUUCAUUCUUUCAUUCUAGAUGUCAGUAAUAAGACAAUUAAACUGCAUUUCAGUAAGAAAGAAGAACGUGAUGAAAUUGAUUCUGCAUCCGAUCUACAAAUACCUAAUAUUUCAGAUGAAAUAAAUGAAUUUCUAAUGGAGUUCCUUGACAAGAUAAUAAUUAAUUUACAUGCUGUUGACAAAAAUGUAUCACAACAAGUUAUCAAUCUUCUUUCCUGA